ACAGCGCUUCGUGCGGCUAGACCAAACCUUGGGGUUCUCUCAUAUAACUCUCCCAAACACAAUCACAAAUCGAAAUUGCAUUUGUCUUCGACUCUUGAAUUCAGAGAAUGGGAAUCCCAUCUGAGCUAAGGCAUUACUGGGCACAAAAAACAUUAUCCAAUCAAAACCUUAAUCAUAAUGGUUAUGAUAUUAAUAAUUUUAAUGGAAGAUCUUUGUUGAUUGCUUCUCCAGCUGAAGAACAGAAGAUUUUGCAAGCUAGACUUUGUACUCAAGAGGGUGUACGUGCAGGAGUCAAAGCAGCUGUUAUCACCUGCGUUGCCACUGCAGUGCCUACACUAACUGCUGUUCGUGUGAUUCCUUGGGCAAAGGCUAACCUCAACUACACUGCUCAGGCACUCAUUAUAUCUGCUGCAUCAAUCGCUGCAUACUUCAUCACUGUUGACAAAACUAUCUUGGAGUGUGCAAGAAGAAAUGCUCAUUACAAUAAAAGAGAUUGAGAGGAUGUUACGAAGUGCAGUUUUAUGUUGGAAUCAUGUCUCCAAUACCAAAAACACAUUGCUGUCUGUUGUGCUAGAGGUCUUGCAUUUCAACAGUAAGACCAUUGUUGGGCAGCGAUAUUUUACUUUUGGUCCCUCUCACCACGCGAAGAUAAGAUGAGUGGACUUUUUAGCAUAUUUCAGUGAGGAUUUCUUUUGUGACAAUGUUGCUUUAUCUUAUUAAGAAGUGCAUAAAGUUUGAUGCCAUCUUUAUGUUAUUAGGUGGUGGCACUUGUUUA
Messenger RNA from Populus euphratica (Euphrates poplar), 775 nucleotides. Its product is annotated as early nodulin-93-like. The transcript is spliced from 4 exons. NCBI's taxonomy places the organism in Eukaryota, Viridiplantae, Streptophyta, Magnoliopsida, Malpighiales, Salicaceae. Bases 108 to 497 code for a protein of 129 amino acids. The record is from RefSeq and is a predicted model, not a curated record.